Messenger RNA from Anopheles cruzii, 1283 nucleotides. RefSeq names its product craniofacial development protein 1 (gene Yeti). NCBI's taxonomy places the organism in Eukaryota, Metazoa, Arthropoda, Insecta, Diptera, Culicidae. The transcript is spliced from 2 exons. The record is from RefSeq and is a predicted model, not a curated record. Bases 159 to 983 code for a protein of 274 amino acids.
AACGGUGCGUAAAUUGAUUGAUCUCUUGGCGUUACAUUUUGCUUAAACAAGUAAAGCAGAGGGUGAAACACACGUCGAUUUGCUAUGUAAAUGAACGUUAAAAGUAAAGUGAUAUUUCUACGCAUUUACUUAUCGGAAAGGCGAGGACAACAGGAACAAUGAAUCACGAAGAGUAUCCCAGUGAUAGUGACGCAAGCGACGAGGACUUCCGCCCCGACAUCGUGGAAUCGGAUUCUGAUAGUAUAUUGGACGAGGAAGACAAAGAUCCUCCGUUGGGCGAAUCAACAGGAGACACGAAAGGUUGCAAGCGCAAGCGGAAGCUGCCCACAGAUGGUGUUAAGAAAAAAUGUAAAGCAUCGAAAGUGAAUCCUCUGGAAGCUGUGCGGGAGGAUGUCGAGGACAGCAAAGAACUUGAUGAGGAAGAAGAAAAACGACGAACUGAUGCACUAUGGGCAGAUUUUCUUGGUGGCAGCAGUAGUAACGCAAAAGAAACUAAAGCAACCGACGCCGUUGGUGCAUCCAAGAGCGCUACUAGCAAAAGCCAAACUGUGGCAGCGAAGAACGCAGAAUCAGCUGCAUUCUGCAAAAAAACGGCUGACAACAAGAGUCCAACCGUUGAACAGAUUUUCGAGUUUGCUGGAGAACGAGUAGAAGUACCUCACGAGGAAAGCCGUGCCCAGGAAAAAGAUUCAGCAAGCUCUAUAUCUCCUCCACCUAAAACAACGAAAGGAUUACCCCUGCGCGGUACCGGGCUUGCCUCAGUAUUAAACGUGAUUGGCAAGAAAAACAAAUUAAGUACUUUGGAGAAAACUAAACUGGACUGGAAUCGAUUCAAGCGCCACGAAGGAAUCGAUGAAGAGCUGCAGACUCAUAAUAAGGGAAAGGAUGGGUUUCUUGAGAGGCGUGAUUUCCUGGAGCGGACAGAUGUACGACAGUUUGAAAUCGAAAAAUCAUUUCGGCAAACCAAACGAAGUAACAGAUAAUGCUCCGCGGUUUCGAUUCCAAUCCACAGAAAUGUUGGCAAAGGUUUUCUUGCCACCGAAAAAUACUGUAUUACAGAAAAGUCUUUUCUUUCCGUAAUAUCUCGCCUACUAUGGUAAUUAAAUAUGAAAGAAUGGUUAAUCAUCAAUUAUCUUGAAGCAGUAUAUGCUCAUGUAUAAGAUAAAUAAAUAUGUAAAACAUAACCGAAGUGUGCACAACAACAACAAUCAACGCAAACAAUGCUGCAUUAACCAUUCGAAUAUUGUAUGAAUAUCAUUGAGCGUAUAAAGAAAAUCAUUCAU